Molecule: messenger RNA, 1383 nt
Organism: Medicago truncatula (barrel medic)
Lineage: Eukaryota; Viridiplantae; Streptophyta; Magnoliopsida; Fabales; Fabaceae
Product: L10-interacting MYB domain-containing protein
Exons: 3
Coding region: 176-1087 (303 amino acids)
Source: RefSeq, a predicted model, not a curated record
AGAAUAAAAAAUAGGUGAAUAAUAAUAAAGCACUGAAAAUAAAAAUGAUGAAAAGUGAAUAUUCAGUCACUGAGUCACGUUCUCUGCCAAAUUGAAACUGAUUGAUAAUACGUACGACACACUCGGAUUCAUUCAAAUUCAACAACUCGAAGCGAAGCUGUUGAGCGAGGUGCUGAUGGAACUUGAAUCCAAUAAUCAACCCAAGCAAGAGCGUUCAAGGACAAGAUGGACAGCAUCACUUGACAAGAUAUUUGCAGACUUGGUUGUUAAGCAGAUUCAACUGGGGAAUAGACAAAACGAUACUUUUGACAAGAAAACGUGGAAUCACAUCCGUGAUGAGUUUAAUAGGAAAACAGACCUUAAUUUCAAUAACAAUCAAUUGAGGAAGCAUCUUGAUGUUCUUCGGACGCGCUUCUAUAAUUUGAAAUCUACUAAUGAUCAAAGUAAUGGCUAUGUAAUAGAUGAUCCCCUUUACAUUGGCCUUGAACAGUGGGAAGACAUAGGGGCACAGCCUAGGAAUGAAACAGUUAAAGGGAAAGAUUGUCCGAUAUAUGAGCAACUCUGCGCAAUAUUCACAGACUUGCCCGCUGAUGGGAAAUACGCUCAAUCUAGUCACUAUGGAGAGUUAGAUAAAUCUUUCGGUAUCAAUGCUGCUUACUUGACUUCAUAUCCAGAAAUUGGGGUCUCUCAUGAAAAUCCAUCAUCAUCAAAAUCCAUUCCAAGGAAUAUCUCAACAGUUGAGAAAGUGACCAAGAAUACUCUUGAUAGGAAAAGGAAACGUCCUAAUGAGACACAAACUACUAGUCUAGAUCAAGACACAUGCAAUGCUAUGGCAGAAGCCAUGUUAGAGAUGAUUUCUGCGUCGAGGUUAAGAGCAGUUGUUUCGAGUGUAAGUGAUGAUAAAUUUUCCAUAACAAACUGCAUCAAGGCUCUGGAUGAAAUAAAAGGCAUCGAUCAAAAUCUUUACUUUUCUGCAUUGGACCUCUUUGAGAAUCCUAGUUUCAGAGAGACAUUCAUUUCUUUAAAAAGUGUCAAGAUAAGGUUGACAUGGUUGCAAGGAAAGUGCAGUAAAAGUUCCUUCCGUUAGUAUAGGUUUAAGCCAUUUUGAAGUUGGCUUCAUUGACUUAGGCUAUGGACUUAGCAUACCCUUCUUUUUGUUUUGCUGUAAGUAAUUUUGUUUUAGCUCUUGCAACCUUUCUAAACUGUUCAAGUGCCAUUUGAUCUGAACAUGAUUCCUAUAGUUAUUUCUCUAGAUAUGAUUUUGAUGAUCCAUUUUAUCUACACUUAUCUUUGAUACCUAUUAGUUAAAUGUAAACAAAUGAUAUCCUUUGCAAAUUUUAUUGCCAUGUUAAUGAUUUAUGACUCAAACCAUUUUAUAUUGAA